Molecule: messenger RNA, 4084 nt
Organism: Xiphophorus maculatus (southern platyfish)
Lineage: Eukaryota; Metazoa; Chordata; Actinopteri; Cyprinodontiformes; Poeciliidae
Product: blastomere cadherin-like
Exons: 27
Coding region: 129-3461 (1110 amino acids)
Biological process (GO): multicellular organism development; homophilic cell-cell adhesion; cell-cell junction assembly
Cellular component (GO): adherens junction; cytoplasm; plasma membrane
Molecular function (GO): cadherin binding; calcium ion binding
Source: RefSeq, a predicted model, not a curated record
UUAAUAUUCCUGCAGCAGCUUCCCCAGAUUGGUUUCACUCAGAGAUAAGAAGGAAGGGACCAACUAUUAUUCCUUUUAAACUGCAACCAGUUUAAAAGGAAUAACAAAGCAUUCUACACAGAGGAGAGAUGGGGACCAUUUGGUUCCCAGUUUGGUGUGCUUUAUUCUUGAAUGUUCAGGCUUCACCAGCAGGGCACACAGAAGACCAAAUAUGUGAACCAGAAUUUGACUCAGAAUCAGUUAUUUUUAAGGUGACUGAAAAGCAUCUGAGGCCAACCACAAUCGUGGGAAAAGUGAACUUCACCGACUGCACAGAUGUCACAAGGCUUAUUUUCACCACUUACGAUUCCCAUUUCUAUGUUGAGACUGAUGGGACAGUAACGGUUUCGAGAUGGUUGGUUCUUCAGGAGGGACAACGACGUUUCGACAUCCACUCCUGGGAUUCAAAAGGCAAGAAACGGACUGUCUCUGUUGUGGUUCAGUACCAAGGGGAUCAUGACGCAGCCCACAGCAUCCAGAGUGAUUUUCCCCUUAAGGACAUCACAAAUAACUUGGAGGAUGCUCCACAGGUUCCCAUUCUGUAUUUCCCAAAAUCUAAUUCAGGACUGAAGAGGAGGAAGAGAUUCUGGGUUGUCCCUCCUCUUAGUGUUUCUGAGAAUCACAGAGGACCUUAUCCCCUUGCUCUUGCUCGGAUUCGCUCUGAUAUCGAUAAAGUGAAGAUGACCUAUUACAGAAUCACUGGUCCUGGAGCUGAUGAGUUUCCUGUUGGUCUUUUUACCAUGGAUAGAAACACUGGUCAUCUGUAUGUCACACAGGAACUGGACAGAGAGAAACAGGACAAGUACAUGUUCCAGGUACAUGCUGUGGUGGACGGUUCAGCCCCUGCUGAGGAGCCUAUGGAGAUUAUUGUCAAUGUUAUUGACCAGAAUGACAACAAACCUGUUUUCACCUUCUUGGGAAAUGUGGCCGAGUCUUCAUCAAUAGGUUCUGAGGUGAUGAAGGUUACGGCUACAGAUGCUGAUGAGCCAAACAAUGACAACUCACAAAUCAGUUAUCGCAUUGUGAGCCAGGAACCUCAGCAACCAAAUCCAUCCAUGUUUGUCAUAAACCCAACUACUGGAGCCAUCAGUGUCAAUGCUGCUGGACUGGACAGACAGAAAUACCCAGAGUAUACCCUGGAGGUAAAAGCAGCAGAUAUGAACGGGGAGGGACAUUCUGCAUUAACAAAAGUAAUCAUCUCUGUAACUCCUGGCACCGAGCUCCCUGUUCCUGUCCUGCAUUUCCCAUCAUCCAGUGAAGGACUGAGGAGGAAAAAGAGAUGGAUUAUUCCUCCUAUUAAUAUUGCAGAGAAUUCCAGAGGACCUUUCCCUUUACAUAUUGCUCAGAUUCGUUCUGAAGCUGAUAAAAUUAAAAAGAUCCAUUACAAAAUCACUGGUCCAGGAGCAGAUCAGCCUCCUGUUGGUCUUUUCACCAUGGACAGAGACACUGGUCAUCUAUAUGUCACACAGGAACUGGACAGAGAGAAAAAAGACAGAUAUGAGUUCCAGGUACAUGCUGUGGUGGACGGUUCAGCCCCUGCUGAGGAGCCUAUGGAGAUUAUUGUCAAUGUUAUUGACCAGAAUGACAACAAACCUGUUUUCACCUUCUUGGGAAAUGUGGCCGAGUCUUCAUCAAUAGGUUCUGAGGUGAUGAAGGUCACGGCUACAGAUGCUGAUGAGCCAAACAAUGACAACUCACAAAUCAGUUAUCGCAUUGUGAGCCAGGAACCUCAGCAACCAAAUCCAUCCAUGUUUGUCAUAAACCCAACUACUGGAGCCAUCCGUGUCAAUGCUGCUGGACUGGACAGACAGAAAUACCCAGAAUAUACCCUGGAGGUAAAAGCAGCAGAUAUGAACGGGGAGGGACAUUCUGCAUUAACAAAAGUAAUCAUCUCUGUAACUCCUGGCACCGAGCUCCCUGCUGCCCAAGGAGGAGGGAGGAGCAGGAGGGAUGCAGAUCUAAAGAUUCAUCAUUCUUCUUCAGAGAAAAUGUUCCUAAAUCUGUUACCUCUUCCAUCUGAAGAAGGGAUGAGGAGAAGGAAGAGAAGCUGGGUUAUUCCUCCCCUCAGUGUUCCUGAGAAUAGCAGAGGACCGUUUCCUCUAAAACUUGCUCAGGUCCGCUCUGACAGAAGUCAAGUGACGAAAAUCAUUUACAGGCUUCGUGGUCCAGGAGCCGAUCAGCCACCUGUAGGCCUUUUCAUUAUAGACAGCGACUCUGGUUGGUUGGAAGUCACACAAGAACUGGACAGAGAGAACCAGGACAAGUACAGAUUAGAAGCACUUGCAGUGGAAGAAGGACAAGCUGAAGCAUCUGAGUCCAUUGAAAUAAUUGUGAAUGUAAUCGAUCAGAAUGACAACAAACCAGUUUUCAGCAGAGACACCUUCAAGGGAGAAGUGCCUCAGUCCUCAGCCAAAGGUUUUGAGGUGAUGACGGUUCAGGCCACAGAUCCUGAUGAGGAAAAUUCUGACAACUCCGAUGUCUGCUAUCGCAUUAUAAGACAAGAACCCGAAGAACCAAAUCCUUCCAUGUUUGCAAUCAACACGACUACUGGGCUUAUCACAGUCGACGCUACAGGGCUGGACAGAGAGAAACACCCGCAGUACACACUGACAGUGGUAGCUGCUGACAUGAAAGGCGAGGGGCUGAUGGGGAUAGCCAAAGUCAUCCUGACUAUAACUGAUAGUUCUUCCCCUACUGGCUGGGUUAUUCCUGACAUUACAGUUCCUGAGAACGGAAUUGGACCCUUUCCUUUACAGCUGGCUCAGAUCCGCUUUAAUGAGGAUGAAACAAAGAAGAUCCUUUACAGCAUCAGUGGACCAGGAGCAGAUCAGCCUCCUGUUGGUCUUUUUACCAUGGACGGAGACACUGGUCACCUGUAUGUAACACAGGGACUGGACAGAGAGAACCAGAACAAGUACACAUUGCAGGUAAAUGCUGUGGCAGAGGAUGGAGGGGCGACAGUAGGACAGACACAGGCUGUGGUCAAAGUUACUGACCAGAACAACAACAAACCUGUUUUUAAUAAAGACACCUACGAGGGAGAAGUGCCUGAAGCCUCGCCCAUAGGUUUUGAGGUGAUUAAAGUGGAGGCCACAGAUGCUGAUGAGCCAAAUACUGACCACUCAGAGAUUCGCUAUAGCAUUAUAAGCCAGGAACCAGCAGAACCCUCCAUGUUUACCAUCGACCCAGUUUCUGGAGCCAUCACUCUUAGUACUGAUGGACUGAAUAGAGAGAAACACCCUCAGUACACUCUGCUGGUCAGAGCAGAAGACUCUGCUGGCAAAGGCAGCACUACUUUAUUUGAGCAAGUUAAAGUAAUUCUGACUGUGACAGCAAACUCUGCGUCCAUGUCUCAGGCUGGUGAAGCAAAGAGGAGGAGGAAGCGUUUUUCCACAGCUCCAUUAUCUGUCAUGGAGAAGUGAAAAGGACCCUACCCAUUAAAGCUCAUUCGGACAAAGCUCCAGCUGCCAGACGGCUCUGUGUUCAGUCACUUCAGAGAUUCUGAAUAGGACUGAGGUCUUGAGCUUUUCUGCUGUAGAGGAGACGUCAAAAUUUGUGUUUGUGCCAAAAGUGUGUUAAAAGGAAUCUUUGGUUCUCUCCAUUGAUUCUUAGUUGAACUAUCUUUCAGUUUUCUUCGCAGGUCUUCUGCAGCUGUUAGUAUCGGGUAAAGGUUUAUAGCUUAGAGUUGCUUCUAUUUGUUCCUCUACAUUGUCUAUAAGGAAUGACUACAAUAACAGGAACUACAUGGUGACGUACCUGUGUGAUUUAUAGGGUCCUCCAUUAAUUUGUCAUGAAAUAAUACAGUGUGAUAUGUAAUCUGAUCCAUUUAUGUCUCUAAUAAACUUUUGAAUGUUCUUUAAGAACUUUUAAAGGAGCAUUCAGUAAAUGUAUAUUUAGAUUGCAUAAUGUUACCUUGUUGUUAUAAGACGUCUAAUAUUUGCCUUUCUCCCAUCUUUAAGAUUUAUUUGUUGGUGAUUAGCGUUAAGCAGCAUGAGGGGUCAAUGUAAGCAUAGACAUGUUCAAUAAACUGGAAUAUUAUUGAAAA